GUGAGCAGACUCCACACCCAUCAUUGGUAUCCAUCACUCACAGACAUGUCUGAUACGUGACAUCGUGUAUAACACCUGUACUUGUUAAUUAUAGACACGUAACAGGUGGGUGUAGCGGUGGACAGGCCUCCCCCCCCCCAGAGACAGUGUUGUGUAUAGUGUGAGUGAGGACAGCCAGGAGAAGAGACAGAGUGGACAGCGUCCUGGACAGGGACACCCUAGCUGUCACUCUUCUACACUCGCAGACAUGAUGAGCGCCUUCCCGUACCCCGGCAUGUUGGGCGUGCAGCAUCUGAUGGGCGGCGGAGACCUACGUCCUGGCGGCCAGCUGGGCCCUGCCCGCCGCCCAGAACAUGACCCUACAACCCCGGCAGCCUACUACCACCACGUCCAGGCCAGGGACGACCACACCGCCGCCCGCGAGUCCAUGCAACUGCUGCGGAACGACCUCCUGGGACUCAACCGGGUUCAAAUAUCUGGUGCCCAGGAGGAGGGCAGUGCUCAGCGGGGGAUGCCCCCCCUCCAGCCGCUAGAGCACUCCAUGGCGGGUAACAUCGAGAACCAGGACCCGGCUAGCGGGAGGGGCUCACCCGCCGUGAAGGAAGAACGUGAACAGAGGGAUGAGACCGGCGGCUCGUGUAGCAGUGAUGAAGCCACACGUGGACCGUCCGGUCCGCCGGGUUCGUUAGCGUCCGGAACCAAGAAGAUCCGACAACAGAAGCACGUGAGACUCUCUAUUAAUGCUCGGGAGCGACGACGGAUGCACGACCUAAACGACGCUCUGGACGAGCUGCGUUCUGUGAUUCCCUACGCGCACUCUCCCUCCGUCAGGAAGCUCUCUAAGAUUGCUACUCUCUUACUUGCUAAGAAUUUCAUCCUGAUGCAGUCUAAUGCCAUAGAAGAGUUGCGACGAGUGGUCACCUACCUUAACCAACCAGGGGCCCACCUACCGCACCUGCCACCUUCAGUAGGCUUCGACACGGGCACCAGCUUGGGCACGGAGGGUAUCUUACCUGCGGGCUUCCCCCGCUUACCUCCACACGCCCACAACCCCAGCCCGCCACGCAGUAGUAAACUACAACAGCCGCUCUUUACAGACCCCUCGCCUCCCUACAAGUCCCAGUCAUAACUAUGGUUGUGUAGCAGGAGACGGUGAAGGCUUGGCAGAGCUGCCCUCUGCAGAGGGCAGGCACGGCAGAGGCAAGCACGGCAGGGAGCAGGCAUGCCCACGCACACAGGGUGAGGGAUUAGUGACGCACAACACAGCACUCUCACAAGUUCGACAGGUCGUGCGUCCGCCGCCUCUUCCGCGUGUUGACAGGUAGCCACUUAAGAAAUUCUCGUAGAAUAUAUAUUUUAUUGAGUACUUUAAGCCUUACCACCAUUAUGACAUUCAUGGGGAAGCACUAAUCACCUAGGGGGUCAUACAACGCUAUGGGAAUGGGAGGUAAUCAAAUGUUCCAAAGAGGUUUAAUUGGUUGGAUAAAGCGCGCCUUUACAUGCUCCAAGGUAACCCUUUUCCAUUAGUGUUCCACGUCUUCCCUUCCACCUGUUUCUUACCUCUCCCUCUUCCGCACUUUCCCUCCUCUCGCAAAUUGAUUGUUGAUUCCUCCUCUACCUUUCUUCACACGUCAUUUGUUAUUUUU
Cherax quadricarinatus is the source of this 1646-nucleotide messenger RNA. It is a transcript of the gene Oli, whose product is annotated as Olig family. Gene Ontology annotation, molecular function: protein dimerization activity; DNA-binding transcription factor activity, RNA polymerase II-specific; E-box binding. Gene Ontology annotation, cellular component: nucleus. The record is from RefSeq and is a predicted model, not a curated record. Gene Ontology annotation, biological process: positive regulation of transcription by RNA polymerase II; axon development; sensory organ development. Lineage: Eukaryota; Metazoa; Arthropoda; Malacostraca; Decapoda; Parastacidae.